UACCGAAGUUUUAAGGAAACCGGCGGCAGUUAACUGCCGAAGAAAACCUCGGUAGUUAACUGCCGAGGAAAUCUGAACAUAACCAGAACGCAGAAACUCAGUUUUCUUCAUUCUUCAAACUUCUUCCAAACCAUCCAACUUCUCCAACUUCUCCAAAUUCGUUUUUUCAGCAAAAUCAAGUGCAUCAUCUUCAUUUAAACACAAAUAUGGCCGAUCAGGACCCCAUUGAUCCAUCGAAGAUGAUUGGUGGUAGGCGUGCCAUGACUCAGAGCCACCGUAGGGAGAGGCAGGGCGGCCACAUCCCAAAGAGGGGUAGAGGUCGAAGAGGAGAUGGCUCAGGAAGCUCUCAGGCUACACAGCCUGAGGAGUCACAGGUUGUUGACCCGCCACAGCCUGUUGACCAGACUGGGGUGGAGUACCUGAACUAUCAGAAUCAGGUACAGCAUGAUGUGACGGAUGGUGGAUAUGACCAGGAUCAUAUACCACAGCAGCAGGAUGCAGGAGACGAGGAUGACAUUGCAGCAGCUGCUGCACCGGAGGUGUUACCUACGGACCCUCCAUUUCCUGGUGGACCGGAGGACCUGUCAUUGCUCCACUCUUAUGCCGAUCAUGUGGCUUUGCCACUCUGGUAUAAUUCAAAUAAUGUUCGUAAGACCCGCGUGCUUAAACCGAUUAAUCAUGGGGCCAAGAUUCUCACUCUCGGACGCCCUAACGCGAAUGAGAAUUGGUUUUGGGAUGCGCUUCAGCAGAGCGGGCUACAUGAUUUGGUUUACUUGGGGUACUCCACCGUGCCUCAUGCCCUGCUGCUGACUUUAUGCGAGAGGUGGCAUCCGGAGACCAGCACCUUCCACAUGCCGAUGGGGGAGAUGACUGUGACAUUGGAUGAUGUCGCAUGUCUGACGCAUCUUCCUAUUGAGGGGCGGAUGUUGGCUCAUGGGAAGAAGAUGCCCAGGCAUGAGGGAGCGGCACUGCUGAUGACGUAUCUGGGUGUGUCCCAGAAUGAGGCUGAGAAGAUCUGCAACCAGGAGUACGGCGGGUACAUUAGCUACCCGAGGCUGAGGGACUUCUAUACCUCGUACCUUGGUAGGGCCAACGUAUUGGCGGGUACGGAGGAUCCUGAGGAGCUUGAGGAGCUGGCGAGAGUCAGGACAUACUGCGUCCGGUGUUACCUUCUGUACUUGGUCGGAUGCUUGUUGUUUGGCGAUAGAAGCAACAAGCGCAUCGAGCUGAUAUAUUUGACGACCAUGGCGGACGGCUACGCAGGGAUGCGUAAUUAUUUCUAGGGAGCUAUGACCCUCGCCUACCUAUACGGCGAGUUGGCGGAUGCAUGUAGGCCUGGACACAGAGCGCUUGGGGGGAGCGUGACACUGCUCACUGCAUGGUUUUUGGCGCAUUUUCCAGGGUUUUUUAGUGUUGAUCUCAACACUGACUACCUGGAAAACUAUCCGGUUGCAGCGAGGUGGAAGCACCAGAAGGGUCAUGGGGAGGGAAUCACGUAUCGGUCACUGC
Messenger RNA from Medicago truncatula (barrel medic), 1509 nucleotides. RefSeq names its product protein MAIN-LIKE 2-like. Gene Ontology annotation, biological process: meristem development; meristem maintenance. NCBI's taxonomy places the organism in Eukaryota, Viridiplantae, Streptophyta, Magnoliopsida, Fabales, Fabaceae. The coding region runs from base 207 to 1283 and encodes 358 amino acids. The record is from RefSeq and is a predicted model, not a curated record. The transcript has 4 exons.